AUUUUUGCAUUGCUAUUUUUGUACUCCGGCCCAGCGUAACGAAUUUAUUUAACCGUACUGACUCCGUAACGAAUAACAAACAACUAGAGCCGUUAACGUACUUAUAUCGCACAUGAUUUAGACUGGAUCUGAAAUAACUUUAACGAGUUUCCGUGCAGUUACACUGUGAUUGCUCGAAGAAAAUGGAUUUAGAUCGAGAUACAUCUAACACCGACGAGUGUCUCGAGACUGCACUGCAAAUAUUUGACUUUUGCGGUGCUAAGAGUACCGGUACUUUACAUGUGGGUGCACUCAUGGAUAAAUUCGCUCCUUCCGUGAAGACUAACAAUGCUGAAUUUAGCUACCUGAAAACCCUACUAGACCCUAACCAGAGCAAUCCGGAGAUAAACGUGCCUCAACUGGCCAGCGCACUGAAUGCUUUCACUGACAAUCAGAAGACCAAGCUAGACCUUGAUGAAAGUUUCAACUUGAAGAGCGGCAUGGGGCCUCAGGACUCUGAUUCUGGUAUUUCUAAUGAUGGCUACGUAAUCCUGGAAGAGCUGCAAGCCGAGCUGCGCGAGAAAUCCCACUUGGCUGCCAAACUCCGCAGCCAACUGGACUUCACCGACCGACAGCACGAAGAGGCGCUGGCCGCGCUCAGCGCCGAGCGGGACUCGCUGCGCUCACACCUCAACAUGCUCCGUGAGGAAAACAUGACAUUGACCCACGAGCGCCGUGAUUACGAGGAAGCGUGCGAGCGACUGUGCAGUAGCGAGCAGGCGCUGGGCGUGGCCAAGCGUGAGCGCGACACGGCGCAGCGGCGCGCCACCGCCGCCUUGGAGCAGGCCGCUACUCUAGAGGCCGAGAAACUAACCCUACAAGAGCUUCUAAGCAAGUCCAAAGAAGAAUGCCACCGCAUCAACGAGAUGUACGCGUCGCGACAAGCUUCCCUUCUAGAACAGAACGAGCUGCUGAAGCGGGAGAGAGCCGAGCUGGCGACGCGGCUGCAGGACCAGGAGGAUCUGGUGCAGCAGAUGCUGAAAGAGAAGGUGAUCCUGGAAAUGGAGCUAAAGGACGUCCUGAACCGCUCCAACCAAACACAGCUGCGGCUCGACCGCUCUAUUGACGUCAGCUACACCGAGGACCAGAUGCUGACGGCUCUGGACACUCUCAACGCGGACAGCCGGUUCUCUUCAGAUAAUCAUGUGUUAGAAGAAGAGGCUUUCAUUAAAGUGCUUAAAGAUCAGGAGCUUGGACGCGCCUCCAACUUAUCGCUAUUCGACGAGAUUCGACUCAGCUUUUGCAAUAUGACCCGACAUACACCUGACGCCUCUGGCAACAUAUCCAAAUCACUAUUUGAAUACAAUGAUAACGUAGACACGUCAAAUACGGACACUCAGACUGACGAAUUAAAGAAAGUAACUAAUAACAACGAAUGUGAAUGCACUAAAACAUGCGUCGAAUGUGAAAAGUUACAAAAUGACUUAGUAAAUGUCCAAAAUGAUCUUAAAACUGCCAAUAACAAUGUUUCUCUCAUGCAAACGGAACUCGUCGAGUGUGAGAAGGAAUUCAAAGAGUUACAAAAGCGUCUUGAUGUUAAAAUCGAUAAAAUAACCACUGAGACACAAACAGAUGACCCGAUAUGUAGUAAUUGUAAGGAGAAAACUGUAGAAUGUAAUAAAUUAAAGGACACACGUGCCAAAUUAAGAAUAGACCUUAAGAAGACUCAAAAUAAGGUUUCAAAUGCUGAAAAAGAGUUGAUUAAGUCUCAGUUAAGCUUGAAGACUUUACAAGAUUAUAUAGAGGGUUUAAAAGUAGAACGUUGUGAAACUGGGACGCAGAUAGAUGAUCCAAUGCAAAUUGCUCCUUCUGUCGAUAACAAUAACGUUGAAAUUUGCAAUGAUUGCACAAAGCAAUGCUUAAACUGUGACAAAUUACAGGAUUACAUAGCUAAAUUAGAAAGCGACAUAGCUCAAGCAAAUAACAAUUUAGCUGAUAUGCAACUAGAUUUGGACAAAUAUGAGGACACAUUGAAUGUCUUACAAAAAUAUUUAGACGAAGGCGCGAACAGGAAUGACUUUUUAGAUGCAAUGUCACAGAAUUUACAAGCUAAGCUUGAUGUAUUAGAAUCUGCAUGUAUGGCUCAGAAGGAGAAAAUUGAGAGUAUGACGUGUGAGAUGUCUUGUAUAGCAAGCCAAACUGACUAUGACGUGGCGUCAGUGGGCACGCAAGCGUUGGUGCCGUGCGUGCAGUGCGAGUCUCGCACCGCGGUCGCGCCGCAACGCAGUAUACGUAGACUCUUGUGGGAGUCCCUCAAAUGCCUGUUCCAAGCCUUCGCCGUGCUCUGCUUCAUCUUCGCCCUCUCUUCCCUGUACGGCGUGACGCGCCGGCGCGGCUGCGGCGAACGCGAGCUGCCGUGGCGGUGGCUCGAUGCGCAGGAGUUCAUGGAUCUGCUGUUGAGGAUAGAGUACGUCGCUGAUGUGCCAAUGUGAACCGUAAAGAGCCCACACUAGCAUCACUUAAGCGUCAGCGUCUAGCUCUAUGUCUGCUGCUCGACGAGACUAUGGCGCGCAACUGCGCAGCGACGACAUUUUCCAUAGCGCUGACGCUGUGUGGGGUCUCUCUAAGACGGGUAUAAGGUGGGAAGUAGAUUGGCAAGGAAAGCGAGCGUUUAUAUUAUACAAAUAACACCUACUAGGGAGCAUGUAAGGCCUUACACACGGGACGACCCAGAAAUGACUAAGUAGUUGUGAUGCGACCAUUGCGCGGUCAUUAUUCGAGUUGCCGUGUGUAAGAAAGGCUUAAGAGCACUUGCGGUCAUCGUACAUUUGCGUUCCAUGCUAAUUUGGUUCCAAUAUCACUUGAGUUCACGUUUACUAUCUGUGUAUCUAAUUGCUCCCGGCGUAUUAUAUCAAGUAAAAAGCGCCUUCCCAUGGUGACCGCGAAUCUUUUCUGAAUCUGACAAUUUGUAAGUCUUAUACGCAUUUAUCAAUAAAACUUAUUACUUGCGGUCGUUCUGAUGACAUUUUUAUCAUGUUCUUGAUAAUAAUAACGGAGCUCGGAGCUAUAGUCGUGUCAAACACUCGUUGCACACGAAUAGGUAGUGUGCUCUCUGUCACACUUACCUGCGGUGGGCAGCGUCCUGUCUCUUUUUUAAUUGCUUCACGUGCAAAGAGUGUUAAACGCAGCUACAAUUUCAUAGUUUUGUGGUAUGCCUUAUCUAAGAUUUGAGGGACGAAUUUACUGAAUUGCUAACGGCUCAAAACAAUGAUCUGACCAUAUCGAAAUAGCUUAAAGUAUUCGCGAAACAUCUGAAUAUUAUAAGAUUGAUAAAGUAGUCGUAGAUUUAGUAAUAAUUAACAUUAAUUGCAAUACUACUGUUCCUAAUAGGAUUUUAUUCAAAGUAAACCUAAUACCCCAGGAGGGCUAAUGCCGAUGUUAUUUGAAUAACUAGAGAUAUCAUUAAAGUAUUGCGAAUAUUUAGAUAUAUUCCGUAAUGAUUAUGACUCAAAAUCCGUGAUAUUUAAAUAAUAUUACAGUUAAAAUAAUAUUUUAUUUUAUCUAAUUAGAUUGUUUAAAACUUGACUCUUAUUAUUUUCAAUGCAUCUUAUUUAGUUGAUAUUAAUGUUUGUGAAGUAUCUAUACUUAAUUUGUUUGUUUUAUUAUUAUUUUGAAUGCCACUUGCUGUACAAGAAUUGAUUAUUUAUGGAGAAAUAAUAAUCUGCUAAUAUUUUCUUAUAUUCUUUUUAUGUUACUUUAUAAUUACUAACUUUAUCUCUGUUUAUUCUCAAAUUCUUCAAAAUCUCAAAAACUAUAUAUCAAAUCCUGUAAUUGACUUAGACAAAUAUAUAGCUGUGAUAAUUCAGUGCCAGUAAAUAUAUAAUCCAACUAAAAUGACCAUACUUUUUAAGAAAUAGAUUUAAAAAAAACAUGUGUGCGAUAUCUGCAUUAUGGUCUGAGAUUGGUGAAAUAAAUAGUUUUAUUUAGCAUAAAUCUUAGUUUAGGAAAAAUUGCCAAAUAUGUAACAAUGUGAAUGAAGAAUUUAAGCUUAACAUUUAAAUUUUUCUUAAGAAUUAGCAUAUAAUGCAUGGAACAAUAUGAAACCUUUUAAAUUAUCCGAUAUCCUAAUAGUUAUUUACGAUACACGACCGAAGGGUUUGAAAUCGCACGAGUUGCGAAUUACCUAUUCGCACGUGUAUCGUACGUUUUACAGUACAUAUGUCCCUUUAAAUUUUCAACGCAGUUACAUAAUGUGCUUAUUAUAGUACAGAGUUUCGUAAUGGAGCAUUAGAUGUACUGUAAAACAUAUUUUUGUUUACAUUUACAACAAACAUGCUUUCACAAAAACUAUUUCAACAAUUGCCUAUUUACCUGUAAUUUUUAUUAAAUAACUACAUAUGUUGAGAUACAUUGAUACGAUUUUGCAUGGAUCAAUUACUAAAAUAUUUUUGUCAGUCUUAGAAACACCCAUAAAUAUCUUGCAAAAAUUGGAAAUGCAUACUGUUCCGUAAUAAUUCUGAAAUUAUAAGUAUAAGGGCAUUUAUAACUGCAUUUAUUUUGAAUAGACUAGGUUUUAAAUUAUAAGACAAUGUAACCAGAGUUGUGCAAUUGUAUAUCUAAUUUUAUGCGUUCAUACAUUGCAACUUUAAAGUAUGUUAGAUUUUAAAGUUAUAAUGUAUAUGACGAAGUAUGUAUGUAACAUUAAUAUUAGUCAUUUUAAUAUUUUAAUAAACAAUUUUAUAAA
Cydia fagiglandana is the source of this 4723-nucleotide messenger RNA. RefSeq names its product interaptin-like. The transcript has 11 exons. The record is from RefSeq and is a predicted model, not a curated record. Lineage: Eukaryota; Metazoa; Arthropoda; Insecta; Lepidoptera; Tortricidae. The coding region runs from base 183 to 2471 and encodes 762 amino acids.